Dibothriocephalus latus is the source of this 213-nucleotide messenger RNA. The record is from the annotation of a GenBank genome assembly. Lineage: Eukaryota; Metazoa; Platyhelminthes; Cestoda; Diphyllobothriidea; Diphyllobothriidae.
AUGGCAACCGUUGAAGCAGCAAUGCUUGAGACAAGGACACUCUUUGGCGGUGCUUUUCAGAUUCUGCUCCCUAACAGCUUUAAGGACGUAAGCACUUUCCGUCAAGUGCCGGACAACCAGGAAGUUUUUGUGAACGACGAAAACGACGAAAGCCUCUCUAUUGAUAUUCUUGAUGCCGUAGACUCAACAUCCCCCGAGGAAGCAGCCCGGUAA